Penicillium concentricum is the source of this 255-nucleotide messenger RNA. RefSeq lists its product as uncharacterized. The record is from RefSeq and is a predicted model, not a curated record. The transcript has 3 exons. Lineage: Eukaryota; Fungi; Ascomycota; Eurotiomycetes; Eurotiales; Aspergillaceae. The coding region runs from base 1 to 255 and encodes 84 amino acids.
AUGCCUUACGAUAACUACGAUAAAUGGUACUCUUACAAGAGCUGCGGUGCUAACAGUGAGGGCAAUCACUACUGUUCCCGUGACUACGGCUUGGGAGUGUUGAACUCCAAUUCCUAUCAUUAUUCCAACCAGGAUGGUUCCUACUACUAUUCGAACCCCGACGGCAGCACGUACUACAACAGUGGUAAUGGUUAUGCUGUGCACACCCCUCCCCCUGCCCCAGCUGAGUACUUCCAUGAGUCUAGCAACUCUUGA